Molecule: messenger RNA, 3309 nt
Organism: Bicyclus anynana (squinting bush brown)
Lineage: Eukaryota; Metazoa; Arthropoda; Insecta; Lepidoptera; Nymphalidae
Exons: 7
Coding region: 602-1603 (333 amino acids)
Biological process (GO): copper ion transmembrane transport; intracellular copper ion homeostasis
Cellular component (GO): plasma membrane
Molecular function (GO): copper ion transmembrane transporter activity
Source: RefSeq, a predicted model, not a curated record
UUAGAUUUUUGAAGCUGGUUUCGUAAAUGCUAUACUGUCAUUGUCACUACAAUCAGUCAAUGUCACAUUUUGUGAAAAGUCAAAUUCAAAACCAUUCAAAACAAAACUUUUGAUGAAAGUUGACAUUUGUUGACCUUUUUCAUAUUCUUAAUUUAGUAUGUAAAAAGCGUUUUUGUUAUUUAAAUAGUAAAUGCGAACAUAGUGCGAAGUGGAGUGCUUAGUUUAUAUUUCUCUACAAGAUUCUUUUGGCUAGUAGUUUUAUCCUUUUGCCGUAUCUGGCAGUGCCAACCGAUAACAGGUUUUAUCAAAAUAUAUACAGCAUACAGUUGCUUAUAUUAUUUACUUUCCAAAUUGAUAAAUGAUAACGGUUUAUUUAUCAUGAGAUACUAAGAAGGACGAGCAAAUCGGAAAUAGUAUGGUGCAUAUGCAGAAGAAAAGAUAUAUUUGAUUUUAAGGUAAUGCCUACUAAUAACAAUAAUGUUAAAGUUGGUAUUUUAAUUUUUAUUUGAAUAUAGUGUUUACCCACUGAUAAGAUAAAUAUUAAAAACUAGAUGGGCGCCGGCGAAAACAAUAUACCUCCAGGUGAAGGCCCCCUGGCAUCAUGCAUAUGUGGAUGUGGUUUGGCUACGACGUGGGCGAAUUCCUGUUCGCCGGGCUCGACGUCAACACGCGGUGGGCCUUUGCGCUCACGUGGAUCGCGCUGUUCUUCGUCGCGCUGCUGUUUGAAGCUUCCAAGGUUUAUCUAGCGCGGGUGCAGCGGGAGGCCCAUCAGAAGCUGUAUCCCUACCGGUGUGACGAGAGACGAAACCUGCUCAAUGAUCGGGAGCAAGGUAAUCCUAUGGAGCCGACGACCAGCCGGAACGCAAGUUCUGGUCAAGUGAGCAGAUGGGCUUCCUUCAGAGUCAGGACGCUGGUGAACGGGCAGCAGACGCUGGUGUUCGUGGCGCACAACGUGGUGGGCUACCUGCUCAUGCUGGCGGUCAUGCUGUACAACGUGCAGCUCAUCCUCGCCGUCGUCUUCGGCAUGAUGCUGGGCUACUUCCUAUUCGGCACGAAGCUGACGCGCCUGCAGAUGCAGUGCGUCAACGCCAAGCGAGUCAUCUGCACUCCAGAGUGUGACGACACUGCUGAGACUACAACCCCGCCGCUUCUAGACUCAGCACAGAACUCGGAAUCUGACUUUUUCAUAUGCAGGACGAGAAAUUGCAUACAACCGUCACAUUAUUUCCCAGCGACCACAUCGCCGGAAACUGGCGAAUCUAGUACCGCGUCGUGUUCUUACGGCGCCAAAAUGUGCCCGUCUAAAGUUGCCAGAGUGAAAAAAGCCCAAAAUUCUUGCCAUCAUGGUGAAAGCGAAAAAGAGGACAGCCCUAGCGUGGAAGACACGCAACUUUUAAACCGGGGCUGUUGUAAAAAGAAAGAGACUCCAUCAGAGGAAUCUUGUUGCAAAUCUAAACACAGCGCCGCUUUAGUUCACGAGGAACCUCAAGAAGAUAUAACUCUGACGGAAAACAAAGAUCAGAGUAGAGAAGACAGCCCGCAGGUCACGUGUUGCCAUAACGCAAAACCUCCCAGCGGCAGUCAGGAACAGAUAAUAAAGUGACCCAAUAUUUGCGUUUGAUUAUACUCUGUGCUCUGAGCACUUGCCAAGAAAGUUGGAACAGGGAGAUUUGAUAGCUAGGGAUGGCAAGUGAUUUGUUUUCUAAAGCCGGGUCUAGACAAGUGUAACGCGUAAUGUAAUCCAUCGUGUAAUGUAAUGCGAAUAUUACGUGUGGACGGCACUACGAGCAUUACAUGUAACGUUCGCGCCGGCGUUUGGGCUCGGCUGUCGGUUUUUUGCGCGAACAUAAAGGCGCUUGCAGUGCUCGUAACUGUUGGAAACCACUAUUGAUUCAUUGAUUCGCGUAGACAAUUCGUUUCGAGAUCGUGUGCCGUCCACACUGUUGACAUUUCUUUACACACUGUUGACACUAAAUUACACGUAAUCUUACAUUACGCGUUACACACGUCUGGAACCGGCUUUACCGACUUCAAAAAGGAAGAAGGUUUUGUUCCACUAUAUAUAUAUUUUUUUCAUUCUUCUCUCAAUUGUGGAGCGAUUAUUAUCGGAAGAUGUUUUAUGAAGUCAGUUAACUUUUUUAACCGACUUCCAAAAAGGAGGAGGUUCUACGUUCGGCUGUAUGUAUGUUUUUUUUUUUUUUUUUUUUUUUUUUUUUAUGUAUGUCCAGCGAUAAUUCCGUCAAUUAUGGACCGAUUUUGAAAAUUCUUUUUUUGUUUUGUAGGGUUUACUUCCAGGGUGGUCCCAUUUUUUUCAUGUCAGGAUCUGAUGAUGGCAUCCUGGAGAAAUUGAGGGGAACUUUCGAAAGUUGUAGAGACGGCUAGUACGUUUGUUAGUGUUUCCAUAAGGUAUUUUAAACCACUACAACUUUAUGAAGGUUUGGAGUUGGUCUGAUGAUGGAGCCGAAACACAGACGAUGGAACUCGUCAAGGAUUUACAGCAGUCACCUUUUGUUUGGGCUUGAUUAAUUUGUAUUGAUGAGUACUUUCCACCUAUAUGGAUUGUGACUGUAUUAAGGGUCUGGUGAUGAAGACGAGGGACAGUGAAGAGAACUCCUCGACGGUUCACAGUAGCUACCUUGUGUUUGGACUUGAUAAAUUUGUAUUGAUGAGAACUUACCACCUAGAUGGAUUGUGAUUGUAUUAAGGGUCUGAUGAUAAAGACGAGGAACAGUGAAGAGAACUCCUCGACGGUUCACAGUAGCUACCUUGUGUUUGGACUUGAUAAAUUUGUAUUGAUGAGAACUUUCCACCUAGAAGGAUUGUGACUGUAUUAAGGGUCUGGUGAUGAAGACGAGGGACAGUGAAGAGAACUCCUCGACGGUUCACAGUAGCUACCUUGUGUUUGGACUUGAUAAAUUUGUAUUGAUGAGAACUUUCCACCUAGAUGGAUUGUGACUGUAUUAAGGGUCUGAAGAUGAAGACGAAAGACAGUGAAGGGAACUCCUCGACGAUUCACAGUAGCUACCUUGUGUUUGGACUUGAUAAAUUUGUAUUGAUGAGAACUUUCCACCUAGAUGGAUUGCGACUGUAUUAAGGGUCUGGUGAUGAAGACGAAGCACAGUGAAGAGAACUCCUCGACGGCUCACAGUAGCUACCUUGUGUUUGGACUUGAUAAUUUUGUAUUGAUAAGAACUUUCCACUUAGAUAGGUUGUGACUGUACACACGCAGUGGGUAUGCUAACACUAAAAAUAAAAAAAUAAAAAUUUUAAUAAAAAAAAUUCAACCGACUUCCAACUCAAAAAAUAACU